Drosophila mojavensis is the source of this 1596-nucleotide messenger RNA. RefSeq lists its product as uncharacterized. The record is from RefSeq and is a predicted model, not a curated record. Lineage: Eukaryota; Metazoa; Arthropoda; Insecta; Diptera; Drosophilidae. The transcript is spliced from 3 exons. Bases 224 to 922 code for a protein of 232 amino acids.
UCUUCUAGCCACAGUUUACGGAUUGCCUUCUGACCGACAGAUCGAAUAAGCCAAUCGAGCGCAGUGCACUCAAUCAACUGUACAGCUGAGACUCAGGCAGAGUCGUGUGCCCAAAUCAAGGAUAAUCAAUACCAAGUGUCAAGUGUUGUUGUGGUGUGUUGCGUCAGAUCCCACGCUGCCCCCCCGCUCACGCAAAGAGAAUUAAACAAAAACAAAUUCAAUUAUGCUGAAAUCAGUGUGCCUGUUCGCGCUGCUUGCCUCAGCGGCAGCAGCAGCCUCUGAGGCUGACAGCCUGUUGACGAGUGCCCUUCGCAUGGUCAAGGACUGCGGCGAGCGCUCCAUGGUGCUGUGCAUGAAGGAACGCGCCUUGCACUACUUUGACUCGGAGAACGGAGAUGUGAAGCUGACGGAGGGCAUUUCCCUGGUCAAGACCGAUGAUAUACCCGUGGGACGUUCCCUGAACGAUGUGGCCCUGCCCGAGGAGGCGGAGGCACGCGAGAGUGAGGUCGACUCGCUGCUGGUGGAGCGUGUCGCACGCUUCUUCGGCACACACACGCUGCAGUUCAAGGUGCCCAAGGACUCCAUACAGGAUAUGCAGCGCGCUCUCGAAGAAUCACGCGGCAAGAAGAAGGAGAAGAAGAAGUAUCUGAUGCCGCUGCUGAUGCUCUUCAAGCUGAAGAUGGCCGCGCUGCUGCCCCUGGCCAUUGGCUUCCUGGCGCUCAUCUCGUUCAAGGCCCUGGUCAUUGGCAAGAUUGCGCUGCUGCUCUCUGGCAUCAUCGGUCUGAAGAAGCUGCUCGAGUCGAAGAAGGAGAACUACGAGGUGGUUGCGCACCCGCACUACGAGCACGAGCACAGCUACGGCCGGUCGCUGCACAACAAUGCUGAGGCACAGAACCUGGCCUACGCGGCGUAUCAGCAAUAGAUGCUGAGGUCACAGCAUCAGAGCAACAACAAUUAGUGCAAUACACACAAAGGAAGAUGAUGAAGAGGAAAACUCAUGAAAGUGAAGGAAAUGCAAAGGAAAUGAGCACAGAGCUCUCGCAGCUCGUUUAAUUUAUUUUAUUUAUUUAAUUUAUUUCUAGCUUAACUCAAGCGAAAGGCGCCAUCAGCAGCAGCAACAACACAAAACAAACAAAAAGAAAACAAAAGAAAACAAAGAAAAAACACUGUCAAACAAGAGAAAUGAAACCCUAGUUAAUAAGCUCUAACAAACAUGAAGUCGGCUGUAAUUGCAGUCGGCUAAAUGAAAGCGGGGGCGGCACUUGCUCAAACUUAAACUUAACUAAACUGUUAACUGUAAACUAUAAAUUAUAACUUUAAACUGUAAACUGUAAACUGUAAACUCUAAACUGUUAACUCUUAACUGUUAACUGUACUCGUGUACUUGUAUUAUGUGUAAUUAUUUGCUCAUAGCUUUACUAUUUUUUACAACUAUUAACUAUAUACAGUUUCUGAUUGUUUUACGACAAGCCACACACAAACUACUCUGUCCAGUCAACGUUUCGCCACGCCCCCACGCCCGCACCCAAUUGCCCCAACUCACACGCACACGCACACGCACACACAGACACAGACACUCAAAUGAAACUCAAUAAA